Messenger RNA from Cherax quadricarinatus, 549 nucleotides. The record is from RefSeq and is a predicted model, not a curated record. NCBI's taxonomy places the organism in Eukaryota, Metazoa, Arthropoda, Malacostraca, Decapoda, Parastacidae.
UAGUCCCAGUGAAGAUAGCAGUCAAGGUUGGAAGGCUGAGUUAAAUGUACAGUGUAGUGUUGACUGUGACAAGUGUUGCACAACCCAGCAGAAACAUCACAGCUGACUGCUGAGCAGAAUCAACUGUCUGCUGCACUAAAUAUUCUUAAUCUUUAAGAAGAUUGCGUCAUGUUGUGGCUGGGAAGCGACACACUGGAGUGGGCGAAGACUGAUCUGCUGAUCAUCUUGGCCAUCACUGCCUUGGUCAUCUACUCUCUGGUGCUGUUCUUCAAAAGGCAGCAGAAAGUGUGGUUGUUGGACCAGCUUCCAGGUCCCAGAGGUCUUCCAAUUCUGGGCAACUUACUCUUCCUCAAUGUGGAACCAUCAGAACUCUUCCAGAGACUCAUGAAAGUGGCAGGAAUGGGUGAAGUUGCCAGGAUGUGGCGGCUUCACAUUGCCUUACUGUUUUCUCAGCAGUGCCAGAACAGUGGAGGUAAGUGGCACUUUAUUCACAGGUUGGAUAUGGCAAUUUUUGCUAAAUAUAGCAGUAAGUGAAAAUGUAUUUGUUAU